AGCCCUUUUUGCGCACGCGCACACAUUGUGGGGGCCGCCCCAGCCGCCGGCUCCCCCACCGCAGCUCUAUGGUCUCUCCCUAGAGCUUUGCCGUUGGGGGCAGCUGCUGCGGUCCUGUGGCUUCGUCCGCCCGGUGCAGCAGCAACAUGGAGGAAUUCGAUUCUGAAGACUUCUCCACCUCAGAGGAGGACGAAGACUACGUGCCGUCGGGUGGAGAGUAUAGUGAAGAUGAUGUAAAUGAAUUAGUGAAGGAAGAUGAAGUGGAUGGUGAAGAGCAGACACAGAAAACCAAAGGGAAAAAAAGAAAGGCUCAGAGCAUUCCAUCCAGGAAGAGAAAACAAGGUGGCCUCUCAUUAGCAGAAGAAGACGAGGAGGACGCCAACCAGGACUCCGAGGGAAGUAGCAGUGAGGACGGAGAUGCAGCUGCGGAGCAGGAAAAGGACGUUGGCUCAGACGACGCGAGGAGGAAGAAGGAGGAUGAGCUCUGGGCCAGCUUCCUCAACGAUGUAGGACCAAAGCCAAAAGUGCCCCCAAAUACACAAGUUAAAAGUGGAGGGAAGACUGAAGGGACGGGUUCAAGUAAAUUGCUGGUCAGAGCAGAAGAGCUGGAGAAACCUAAAGAAACUGAAAAAGUUAAAAUCACCAAGGUGUUUGAUUUUGCUGGUGAAGAAGUCAGGGUGACUAAGGAAGUGGAUGCAACAUCUAAAGAAGCCAAAUCUUUCUUCAAGCAAAACGAGAAAGAAAAGCCACAGGCGGCUGGCCCCGCAGCUGUGCCGUCACUCCCUGCGGGGUCCGGGUUAAAAAGAUCAAGUGGCAUGACCAGCCUUUUGGGGAAAAUUGGAGCUAAGAAGCAGAAGAUGAGCACCCUAGAGAAGUCCAAGUUGGACUGGGAGAGCUUCAAGGAGGAGGAGGGCAUUGGUGAAGAACUAGCCAUCCAUAAUCGAGGGAAGGAAGGGUACAUCGAACGGAAGGCUUUUCUAGACCGAGUGGACCACAGGCAGUUUGAAAUCGAGCGAGAUCUCAGGCUGAGCAAAAUGAAACCCUGAUGUUAUAGGGGGAAAUCAGUAGCAGCUUAAUCCUGUUUACAAUGUGAGCUUCUUGUGCGUCUGUGAAAUGUUUCCGGUGUUUCUCAUCACCUGUUUCCCAGCAAGGUCUUUUUUCUACGUUGAACUUUCUGUCUUUGUAUCUUGACCUCACAUGGUUUCAUUCAUUUUACCUUUAAAAGUUUGUCCUUACAAAAAUAAAAAUAAAAGUUGGUCCUACAAGAGGCUGGCGAA
This is a messenger RNA of Lynx canadensis (Canada lynx), 1277 nucleotides long. RefSeq names its product craniofacial development protein 1 (gene CFDP1). The coding region runs from base 147 to 1046 and encodes 299 amino acids. The transcript is spliced from 7 exons. Lineage: Eukaryota; Metazoa; Chordata; Mammalia; Carnivora; Felidae. The record is from RefSeq and is a predicted model, not a curated record.